AUGAAUACAUCUACAUUCUUCAACGAUCUAUCUGGCCCAUCCGGUCCAUCCGGUCCAUCUCGACCUUCUUCAGCAACCAGAUCUCCGGACGAGACUCUUCGCGCGAGCAAAAAGAGAGUCGUCACUGCAGCCCGGAGAGAGCAGAACAAGAAAGCCCAGCGAGCUUAUCGUGAAAGGCAGAAAUUACUCCGAAACUCUCCAUCCACCCGUCAUGGCAUGAGUUCUCGAAAGAUCGCUCCUCGAUUAUCACCAAGUCACGGCCUUGGCUACUCUCUGCACAAUCACAACACCGACCAUGUCUACAACUCUGACCUCAGCAUGCAGCUAAUUCUACCGGCCAGACAUCUCGCAGACCCAUUAGCAAACACCCUCCAAACCACCCGGGACGCCUUCUGGUCUGCGAUUCUCCACAACGCCCAAUGUCUCGGCUUCGACCUCAACAAGCUCGCUGAAUGUGGCCAUACCUAUACAUCGCCAUUCUACAAAUCAAUUACCCCCGACGAUCAGCCACGAGAUCUGGUGGCUCCAUGUCUGAGCACGUCUACGCCCAUUUCUUUACGGCCCACCAUGGCCCAAAUUUUAAUUCCACAUCAUGCCAGCCUGGAUCUUAUUCCCAUUCCGUUGUUGAGGGAGCGCGCUAUAAUGCUGACAUUUGCCCUUCCGGAGGUCUAUAAUCUCUUGGAGUUGAAGCAGGAUGUUUACGGUCGUGAUGGGUUGGCGUGCUUGAGAUACUCGGAUGAGGGAGCUUGUCAGCCUUGGGAUCCGCAGAGUUGGAGAGUUAAGCCCUGGUUUAGGAGUAAAUGGAGAAUGGCCGUGGAUGAUUAG
Messenger RNA from Penicillium diatomitis, 825 nucleotides. Its product is annotated as bZIP transcription factor. The transcript has 2 exons. The coding region runs from base 1 to 825 and encodes 274 amino acids. Lineage: Eukaryota; Fungi; Ascomycota; Eurotiomycetes; Eurotiales; Aspergillaceae. The record is from RefSeq and is a predicted model, not a curated record.